This is a messenger RNA of Anneissia japonica, 2587 nucleotides long. RefSeq lists its product as uncharacterized. NCBI's taxonomy places the organism in Eukaryota, Metazoa, Echinodermata, Crinoidea, Comatulida, Comatulidae. The transcript is spliced from 7 exons. Bases 325 to 1860 code for a protein of 511 amino acids. The record is from RefSeq and is a predicted model, not a curated record.
AAAGCUUAACCGCCUUAUUUGUAUUUUAAGUAUUCGCUUCUCUUUGAUGUGCCGCUAUUACUUUUGAGGAGUAGUUCAAAAGGCAGUUAGUUUGUUUUGCCAUUUACAUUCUAGUUUGAUAUCAACACGACGUAUUCGUUUACGCUUGCAGAUGCGCUUUGUUAAUGGAACGAUUCGAUGAAAUUGUAAGCUUGUUAAAUACAACGAGAUGGAAGUUGUGCUCUGAAAAUUGUGUUGUUACUUGAAAUAUCUCAACGAGUAAAGCAAAGGUUUUGAAAAAAAAAGUCUUACUAACAGUAAAAUACUCUUCCAUCGGCUGAUAUCAUGGCGUACUUUACGAUAUUAAUUAGCACUUUGUAUAUUUUUCUUCACGUUUUUGGAUUAUCAAAUUUUACAGAUUGUGUGGUUGUUGACGAUGACACCUCGUCAAACGUACUUAUUCCACAUGCAUCGAGGAAUACACAGGACUAUUGGAUUUCCCAGGCCGUUGAAUUUAUUUACCAGCUUGACUGUACACAAAACAGCCAAUUCAUUACCAAGUCAUCGUGCUUAGCACUAACUAAAACAAGUAGAGAAUCAAUAAAUAUUUAUAUUGCGGCGCCCACAAGGAUUGGCGCGAGAUCGGAGAGAAAAUAUAACACAGUUUUGCCGGACAGCUCAUUGAGAAGAAGUGGGUCACAUGAUGCUGUUAUUGCGAUUGACCCCUUCCCGGAGGCCAAUUUUGGUCACCUUGUUCUUGUAUUUUACGUGGAUAGAAAAGUGGAAUCGUGCAGAGGGAAACUUGAAAAAUCAAUGGGAGGUAAAGAGUGCCUACAAGUAGCAGUAAAACAUAGGUGCAGAAAUAGGUUAAAAACGUCAUCGAAACGUCAUUGUGAGAUAAACAUGCUGCCUCUGGUAUACGAUGAUGGUGACAGCUCGUAUGAACAGCAGCUAAAAUGCAUCGAUUCUUCGUCUUACGCAAGGUGCCCGAACUUCAGGACUGGUGUCAGUAACUUAACGAACAAUUGUGAAUUGGAAACGAACACGAAACGAUGCCAAAACCAAAAGGUGAAUUUCGGACGUCGAUGUAAACUACACGAAACGUGUGAUUAUGGUGUAAUGAUAUCUGGCGGUUGGAACAGACAGGCUAGUCUUAGGCGACACGCCGACAACAUAAGAAGUAUGUACGCAAUGUUACGAGAUCAGGGGUUCAAGAAGCACAACAUCAAAAUGUUCUUUGCGGAUAAUACUGACAUUGAACUCUAUGAGACAAGCAGUCAGCACGUUGACAACCGUUUCCCAGCAACGCAAAAGAACGCAAUUCGGAACCACCUGAGUGGACUUUGCAGCGAAGGGUGUAACGCCGACUCGUUGAUCAUCUACCUAAACAGCCCGGCUUUACCUGACGGGAGGAGUCUUUUGUGGGAUAGCGAUGGAAAUGGCCAGAUGGACGCGAGUGAGAUGCUAAGUGUCAGGGAACUUCUGGAGGAUAUUGCCAACUGCCAAGCAGCUCAUGUCUACAUGAUAAUAGAUCAAAGUUAUUCCGGAAUAUUUGCCGAUGAAAUAAGAAAAUCAAAUGAUCAUGAUAAUGUGGUCGUAUUCACCAGUGGAAAUAAAACCGAAUAUUCAUGGAGGAGCGAUCUUACGGACAUGUGGUCCCAUAGCAACCACACGCAACUUUGCGUAGAUGAGGUUUAUGAGACGUACUCGGAUUCGUUUACCGAUUCGACGCCGAGAAUGUUAGAAGGAUCGAUGAAUGCCGCUAACACAACCGUAUUUGGAGGCAAGCCAUGUUAUUUGUUGCCAUAUAUGACGAACAAAGAAAUUCGCUCCUCAUUCAUGGGAUGUAAAUAUAACCCGUUUGGAAGGCACAAGAUUUAAAAUUACCCCUGAAACAAAUUAUGUCAAUAAUAACCAAUCUCAUUAUUAAGGAUUCGCAACAGCAUAUUCGUUCGUCAACAAUGUUCGUCCACAAACAGGUCAAACCGUCAAGGUUGUUUUCAGGAAGAAAAGGAUGUUAAACAAACAUGAAGAAAUUAACUAUGUACUGUUUGACAUUUUCUAAAUGCAAACUCACGUAUGUAUGAUAAUCUAGGCCCUAUCUAUACAAAGGAAUUCUACGUAAGGCGGUCUCAACAAGUUGAUGAUGUACAGUAGGCGGGGGCCUAGUAGGCCGCUACGAUGAGCGUAGGUUGGUCUAAUGACGAAACGUUGCUACGCACUGAAUCACACGUCAAUUAAAGUUCGUGAUCGCAGAUUUAUACAUUUUCAACAGGCAUAGGCUAUAUGGAUAAUUGCGGGCUCGAACAUAGCUAUGUCGUCAGCUCGUGAGGUGGUCAUUAAUGGUGCUCUUUCUAUUCUUUACGUGGUUGAUAGUUGUCUUGUUAACGAGAGACGUGCGUGAAAUGAUGGACGUGUACGUCCGCAAAAUGCUCGGAAGGCACAUAUACUGUGACUGAGAAUGCAUAAAAUGCUCGACUUGGUGUAAAAAUAUGUCUAAUUAAAAAAAAACCGAUAUAUGCAUCAAAUGUUAUAAAUAAUGUCGAAAACAUUGUAAAUAUUGUAAUAAUGUGAAAAAUAAAAUAAAGUUUAUAUUAUUAUCCGAAAA